AUGCCGCUAGUGAACAGGGAAGGCAUAAACGGGGACCAGGGCACUGUACUUCUACACGAGUUAACGCACAGUCCUGCGAUAUAUUAUCCUGGCACGCUCGAUUUGGCUUAUGGCUUCCAUAACACGACGGAGCGAGUAAAGACGACCGAGGCGGCGCUGAACAAUGCAGAUUCUUUCGUGAUGUUCGCACAGGACAUGCUUUACAACUCCUACUCAUUAAAUGGGCAAGUAGUGGAUUGUUUCCCUGAUCCAUCUCAAUGCCAGGCGAUUGGCGUUCAGCUCACUGCCGCGGGUAACUCCGCCAUCAAGGUCGUAGUGACGAACAACGGCGAUACGGCUUUGAACCUUCUCAGGAGAGCCACUCUCUUCGAUGAGAAGCUACCCGUCGAGCGCAUCUCGAUGUUCGCUAGCAACAGUUCUAUCAAGGUUCCUUUCGAAGGCAUCAGCGGGGUUCACCUUGAUACCGACAACCUAUCCACAGACGACUUCCUUGUUCUUGGAGCUGGAGACAAGAAAGAGUUGACGAUUGAAGCUGCCUCUCUACACGAUCUCAGCAACGGCGGAAGCUUCGAUGUGUUCGCAAACGGCAUGCUGCAAUACGCCAACACCAACUCGACCGAGCUUAUUGGCCAUCUCGAAUACAGCUCCAACAAGCUCAGCAUCACUGUCAACGGUACCGAAGCGGCUACUCACAAGCCAGUAGCCGAACGUUGGGCCGAUCCCUACUUUUGCCGACGCUUCAUAGCUUUCAUGAAUGAUCAAAUCGCCGAGGCACAAAAGAAUUGUCAAAAGCUAGCAUUGGGAGCUGCAGCUGCAGCUCGAGCCGGCCACCGCCAUCUCGAAACCUUCUUCCACUCGCGAACACAAGCUACGAAAGAUGCGGUUUCUGCCCGAUACACCGCAAUAGCGCAAGAAUGCGCUAAUCCUAGUGCAAGCUUGAAUCUCUACUGUCAUGACCGUAUCGGCAAUUGUAACGGUAAUCUUGCAUACUACGCCCGGCUUGGUCUCGGCAUCACGUUCUGCGCUGAUUACUGGGACCUGCCGGCAGUAGCGAAAGGGCAAUGUUCAGCCAAGGAUCAGGGCACUGUACUUCUGCACGAGAUGACGCAUUCUUCAGAGGUGUAUAGCCCUGGUACCAAGGACUGGGCUUAUGACUACUGGCCUUCCGUUAAGCUGUCUUCCAGGAAGGCACUGAACAACGCAGAUUCGUUCAAGCUGUUUGCAAACCCCGAGUCUUAA
Alternaria ethzedia is the source of this 1239-nucleotide messenger RNA. RefSeq lists its product as uncharacterized. Gene Ontology annotation, biological process: proteolysis. The transcript has 5 exons. The record is from RefSeq and is a predicted model, not a curated record. Gene Ontology annotation, molecular function: metalloendopeptidase activity. Lineage: Eukaryota; Fungi; Ascomycota; Dothideomycetes; Pleosporales; Pleosporaceae. Bases 1 to 1239 code for a protein of 412 amino acids.